Messenger RNA from Aspergillus glaucus CBS 516.65, 1570 nucleotides. Its product is annotated as F-box protein. The record is from RefSeq and is a predicted model, not a curated record. Lineage: Eukaryota; Fungi; Ascomycota; Eurotiomycetes; Eurotiales; Aspergillaceae. Bases 218 to 1411 code for a protein of 397 amino acids. Gene Ontology annotation, molecular function: protein binding. The transcript has a single exon.
CUUUUCUCUUUCUCGUCCAAGUUAUCGUCUGAUGUGUCUGUUCAUGGAUGUCAGCAACGGAUUAGCCUGUUAUAUACCAUCAUUUACACUAUACGCUAUACUCUAGAGUCCUUCAUUUGAUACAACGUUCCUCCUUCCCGCCUCACCUCAGCUCCGUCCCUCCAUCACCGCCCCAAACACUAGUAAUACUCGCCUGGCGCAUGAACAGAACUGAAGCAUGACCGGACUCCCCCAUCUCCCACCGGAGCUGGUCGAGGAGAUUUCGUCCAUACUCGACCCUACCGAUCUGCGCGCGGUUAGAUUGACCUGCAAUACGCUCAACACGAAGACUUUUUCCCCUUUCUGGAGAGGAGCUCUACGCACCAUCAAAACAGACCUCUCCCUUACUAGCUUGCAGAGACUGUCAACCAUCUCAAGUGACUCCCAACUGCGUCGCUACGUACAAAAGCUCACCAUCAGAGCAUUUGACAGGGACGGAAGGGUGCUUGGGAAAGGAUUCCAGUGGGAGCGUCAUUCUUCUGGUCAUCUAAUCAAUUUGCAUAAGCAGCCCGCAGUGCAGCAGUUUGAUCGGAUCCUCUGUCAUCUCAUCAACUGCAAUUCAAUUCAAAUCGAGACUACAUCCACUGAGCAUCCAGAACCUUUGAAUGCUUUCACUGCCACUGAUGCAAUAAUGAUCAUAAUGAACAUCAACAAAGAAGCCGGGCUUACUAUCAGGUCGUUUACGUUGGAUAUUUUUUUCAUGGGCAUGGGGGGUGGUGAUGAGGAGCUAGCAAAUCUGGACCCCAGGCGACUACAAUUAUCCGAAGCCCACUACGUCGCGAUUGGGGCAAACCUCGAGGAGUUGGAUGUAAGAUACAAGCCUGACUCCGAUUCAGCUAACGACUGGCCGUUAAAUGUCAUGCUGCACGCCCCGGAGCUUCGCAAAUUACGUCUCGCAUGUCAUGCCAUGGAGAGGGUUUUUUUCCCGAUCUUUACACUUCGUCUCGCAUUGAUGGAUCUUCCAUGCCAACAUUUACAAGAGCUUGAAUUCUUCUCAAUUUACACAACGGUCGAAUAUUUCAUCGCUCUACUCCGAAAAUUCAAGCAGAGUCUGCGGGCCCUUAAACUACAGUCUGUGAGGAUUGAGUCAACACUUGAUGAUCUGAAACAAAUGUUUCGAGCCAUGGGCACCUUCCCUGCUCUGGAAAUAGUCAAUGUCAAGUUAAUAGACUCUGGUCCAUCCGGAUGGAGGAGUGUUCACUUUCCAGCGAUUGCUCAGAGGCCAGUAGUAGAUGAAGAACAGGGUACGACGAUUCGGUUCGAUGAGUGGCCACAUUAUAAUGGUAUAUCGUGCGUGGAGUACUCGGGGGAAAAUAUGAAAGUCGCCUUGAAUAUCCUUGCAGGAGCAAUGGAGUUUGCCUCUGGAUGGUGAUAUACGGGCUACGAAUGGCAUACUCGCCACCUCAAGCAAAAGAAGUACAGAUAUGUCGUGCAUCCUAACCUGUCACUGUAUGAACUCGGGUUGAUAUAAAUAACUUAAUAACAGUCUGCCAUGUGCUUCUUAUUUCCAAAUAAAAUAAUCAGAAAAAAC